Molecule: messenger RNA, 4128 nt
Organism: Mizuhopecten yessoensis (Yesso scallop)
Lineage: Eukaryota; Metazoa; Mollusca; Bivalvia; Pectinida; Pectinidae
Exons: 26
Coding region: 220-4128 (1302 amino acids)
Source: RefSeq, a predicted model, not a curated record
AAGGCGGACACAGUCUGUUUCAUGGGAGUGUAUUACGAAAGAUGUAUCCGUAUAUUAGAUCCAUGAAAGUAUAGGGAAAUAGCAUAAGCAUAUCAGUGAACAGACAGGUACGUUAUUUGAUUUCGUUCCUAUAUUUGUAGACCUAAAGUGCGUGUUUUGGAGCAGUACUCGGAGCUGCGAUGGGAGCCCUGAAACAGCUUGGGCAGCUGUUAUGGAAAAAUGUCAUCCUUCGAAGGCGAGAACCGAUGUGUUCAACACAACUUCACAUUAAAAAUCUUCCAAAAUAAUGUUCAUGUUUUGCUUCUGGAGAUCAUCUGGCCGUUGAUAAUAUUUGGCAUCGUCGCUCUGGUGAGACAUGGAACGCCAGGCAAUGAAAAAAACACAUGUUCCUAUGCCGAAAAAGCCAUGCCUAGUGCGGGAAUGCUGCCAUUCAUACAGUCCACAGUGUGUAGUCUUCAGAAUCCCUGCGAGGAACAGUCUACCAUACAGCAACGCCAAGCAUCAGCUUCCAAAUUGACGUCUUUGGUUUCCGAUUUACAGCCAUAUUUAACCGCUGAAACGUCGGUACAAGCGUUACAAACAUUAGAAAGCAGUGUUAAAGUUGUGAAGGGAAUGAACAUACUUCUUAGUCCAACAAAUAGUUCUGAUGGGACGGCACUGCCAGGCCUGCUGACUGCUUUGGGAAAUGACACCUUCACUGUUAGAAAGCUGCUAAAAGAUGCUAAUAAAGUAAAGGGUGUGUUGGUGGACGAACUGAAGAUCAUGUCGCCUGAGGUAGCUGAUGCAUUUCUCAAUGCGUCCAUCGACGUGUUUCGUAUUUUUCAGUCCAUCGGUGGCAUAGACUUACGGUAUAUCGUGUGUAACGCUGAAGAACUAAAGAAAUAUAUGAUUUUUGACAAGAGCACCAAUAUCAGCCAAAUUUCCGAGGAACUGUGCUUCAUAGACAGCGACAAGAUUCCCGCCAUUACAGACACCGUACAGUCACAGAUGGACAUCGCCGCCAUCAUACGAAUAGCGAAAACACUGACAACAUUAACGCAAACGUACGAAUUAGGGGAUGCCCUAGAGGACAUCGCUUCCAUGGUAGAUGUGCUGUCUGGUACCUCAUCCAUCGUAAACAUGUUUUCCUCCACGACAAUGUUACAGGACCUUCCCUCAUUGCUGAACAAACUACCUGGCUUUGUAGAUCUCUUCACUCAGAUGCAGUCGUUUGAAUCCUCGAGUGUUGAUGGAUUACUGAUGUUCCUAAAUCCAAUCAUACAAAGUUUCGCUCCAAACUUCACUGAUUGGCAGACAAUAAUGGGUUUGGCAGAUCAACUUAAAUCAGCGGCGGACGCCAUUGGAUCAGACGGGAACCUAAACUUGACGGCGGUGCUCAACUCUGGUCUUGAGGACUUAUCCAGUAUCUUGGACAUGUUUAGCAAUGAUACCGACCUGUCGGCAUUACUACAGCUGUCUGCAUAUUCCGGGGACAUGUCCGCCUCCACACAGGCACUUCUAGAGGGACAACCUAUGGACGUACAGUCCAUAGAGCGGUCUUUAAGUGGCAUCCAGAUGAUGAUGGAACAGAUUGCCGGUAAAAAUUCAACAGACCAGAUGUUCUGUACGGCUGACAGUGUGAUGGACAUGCUCACCACUAUGGUCAAAUACUCCGAAGGUGUAAAAAAGGAAGCAGAUUUUGCAUUUGGAGAAUUUGUGAUAUUUCUGGAAAGCUUAAAUUUGGACAGUAAAGAUUUAGCAAUCGUCAGGAAUGUGAUGUUCACACCACAAGUAUUGACGGAGAUCCUGCAAGGUCCAAACAAUUACUCGGCUGUGUGCCAGCAGGCCCUAGGAGAGGUGACGGCCUACAUGGACCCUCAAACUGCUGUACGAGUGAUGGAUAUGUGCACCGCGGACAUAUUUUCUCCUUCGUAUGGCAGACUGCGUGAUGCGAUCAAUGUCACAUCCGUUGAAAAGGAGAUGGAAGAUGCUUUUAUGAAGCUUAGUAUGUCCCUGGAAGGAUAUAACUGCACUGUGGGGGCGCGUUUGACUAUGGUAGAUCUUUAUCCCGUGGCGAUGAAUAUAACAACACGGCUUUCUGCUUUGGGGACACCACAUUACCCGUGGGAGAAGCGUGGCGUCGAAUCGUCCAUGGAUUUGACGGACGAAGAGUGGAUGAGGAUGCACGGUGUACUAGGAGAGACAAUACUAAACAUUACCUGGGAUCCUAUGGUGACCAUGGUCGGGCCUAUGCUGGAGAAGACGCCCCUGUGGUCCGUGAUGGGCCCUAUGUUAUAUAGUGUGUAUACACAGAUGAAUUCAAUGACACAACAAAUGCAGUUUAUGGAAACAAUGAUGGAUCCAUCCACUGACACGGGCAAGCUGAUGAUCUACGUCAUCGAGUAUAUGCCGGAAAUCAUGGUCACUAUGAUGAAUGCUAAUUCCUCUCAAAUGUUGACAGAGGUGCUGAGUUCCCCAGACCCCAUGAUGGUCAUGUGUAACCAGCAAAUACUGCAGAAGAUGAGUAUGCCGGAGUACGUGCCUGUGGUGGACAUGGAGAUGGCUUUGUGUAAUAUCAACUGGACCCAGAUAGUUGACGGCAUGACGGCUUCGUUUGACAUGACUGCAAUGAUGCAACAAGACAAUAUGUUUCUUGAACCAAAUUCUACAACUGGGGUACCUGAUAAAUUUGAUUGGGAUGGAAUGGUGUCCAACAUGCACCAGAUGGAGAAGAUGUUUAAUGGAGAAAGUCCUGUUAUGGAUUUGAUAAUGACCAUCAAUUUUACGAGAAUGGAGGAGGCUAUGAUGACCAUGAUGAUGUCCAGUAUGACUGACAUGACUGCAAUGUUGCCGAUGGACCCAUCAAAUAUGAACAUGACUUGGGAAGGAUUGGUAUCUGCCAUUACUGGAAUGGGAAACCUUACUAGUGGUUUCCAACAGUCGGACAUGGUAAACAUGUUACUGAACAUGAUUUUACAGGGGAAUGGCAGUGACAUUACAGCACUAAAAAACAUGGAGGCAGUGUUCACCAACCAAAUGCAUACCUCUCUACAGUUUUUCAUCAGACAUCUCACCUACUUCAACAACACUGAUCCUGUAGAUCUCCGGGCAUAUCUUGGCUCAGCAGAGUUCAACAAGAUAUUAGAUAAUAUGGUGGCUGGCCCUGACAUAAGUAGCGUAAUGUUGGAGACGUUGAGUGCUGCGAUGACAGACACGGAUUUGAUUAACUAUUUGAUGAGCAACCUGGAACAGCUGUGUACAAACCUGACCAUAUUUGAAAGGAUUGUCAAGGUACCAACUGGUAGCACUGUUAAUCUUGGCCAACUACAUUCAACCAUUUGUGGAUUUGAUGUCAACAUCACCAAAAUGUUUGAGGAUCUUAUACAGAAUGUUGAUGGACUUUCAGACAUGUUGGCUAUGUUCACCUCAGUCUCACCACCACCAGGAUUAGUGUCGGUUAACUACACAACAAUUAUGGCUGAGCAGACACUUGUUAACAGUUUGGUGGAGAGUCUGAUCAUGUACCCCCCUACCAUCAUCCUCGGGGGCAGCGAGGACUGGACGAACCUAACACUCUACAUGGGACAGUUAGAGAAAUUCAUGGAGGAUCUCUCUACUGCUUUUACCGUCAACAAUCUGCCACAAUUACAAGGAAAAGGUUUUGAUAGUGCAUUCUCUAGCCUGCAGUCCAUACCAGAAAUGGAGUCAAUGUUACAGAUGAUUAGCUUCUACGUCAAAACGACCAAGGAGCGGUUUAGUCAGAGUAUAGAUGCCUCUGAGGAUCCUCUGGCUGCUUUGAAGGGCUUCCCAACCUUACAGAAACUGAUGAAGCUUGCAGAUGACAUUCCUCACCUGUAUGCUGUCUUGGUUUUCAAUUUUAUCUAUCACUCACAACAGGUGAACAACAUCUUAAUGGUGGGUUCCUGGGAGGAUUUUUGUGUACUAACUGAUCUUCCUUUGGACGUACCGGGAUCCAAGUUCAGCAUGAGUGAUUUCCACACAGAGCUUUGCUCCCUCAAUCUGACGGCCCUGGAGAAAGAGGCUGCAGCAUACCAGGCCAUGUCCUAUGGCCUACUGGUCAGCUAUGUUCUCUCUAAAUAUCUUAAGCUUAAGACGUAUUUAAAAAUUAUACAUUUGAAGAACAAUUGA